This is a messenger RNA of Branchiostoma belcheri (Belcher's lancelet), 2263 nucleotides long. Its product is annotated as RNA-binding protein FUS-like. Gene Ontology annotation, cellular component: nucleus. The transcript is spliced from 18 exons. Gene Ontology annotation, molecular function: transcription coregulator activity; RNA binding. Lineage: Eukaryota; Metazoa; Chordata; Leptocardii; Amphioxiformes; Branchiostomatidae. Gene Ontology annotation, biological process: regulation of DNA-templated transcription. Bases 189 to 1844 code for a protein of 551 amino acids. The record is from RefSeq and is a predicted model, not a curated record.
GCCGCGCACUCGUCAUGGUCUGCGGGGAGAAAUAAGGAGAAAUAACUAUCAAGGCUUCAAAAGCGACGUCUACCUCAUGACAUCUGCUUGGAGACUCUUGUCGUAUCCACUCUCGGCAAAUCUCGCGAGAUUGCUAAAUUGCGCCUUUCCUGUCACGUGACCAGACCAGCUCAUCAUUUGGAUCAGCCAUGGCGUCUUCUGCAGAUCAAGGUUACGGUAGUUAUGGUGGAGGCUCCGGCUCCCAUCCCAAUUACAGCUAUGGAGGCUCAGCAGGCUAUGGACAAACUGCACAGAGUGGGCAGCAGGCGUAUGGUCAGCAGCCCCAGCAGCCAGCAGCAGGUGGUGGAGGAGGUUAUGGCUCCUACGGAAGUUCCACUGGAGGUACCGACAGUUACUCCAGCUACGGACAGCAGAGUCAGACAUCCUAUGGUUCACAACAACCAGCAGCACAGACUGCACCAUACUCACAGCAGUCAGGUACUGGAGGGUAUGGCAGCUAUGACCAGUCUUCACAACAGCAGAUGGGAGGGUAUGGCCAGUCUCAGUCCCAGGGCAGCUACUCGACUGCAGGGUCCUAUGGGCAAACCCAGGGCAGCACUACUUACACUGGGAGCUCUGGAUACAGUAGCACGGGGGCUGGAACAGGCUAUGGGCAGAGUGCUGGACAAGGUGGCCAGAGCUCGUACGGUGCCGGUGGUCAGCAGCAGACCGGAUACGGCGGCAGCUACGGUUCCCAGAGUGCACCAGACUCUGCGCCCAGUACGGGCUACGGCGGCCAGCGUGAGCCCCCCUCGUCCACGGGUGGCGGCGGUGGAGGUGGUGGGUAUGGCGGCGUGACGGGGUCCACCGGCGGGGGCGGUUAUAGCAGCGCUCCGACCGGGGGCUACGGUGGCGGUGGCGGCUCGCGCGGGGGCAGUAAUGGGUCUGGGUUCGACCAAGGAGGUGGAAGUUAUGGCGGCGGCGGCUACGGAGGACGUUCAGGGGGUUACGAGGACCGUGGAAGAGGCCGUGGUGGGGGUGGCCGUGGGGGUGGACGAGGUGGCGGCUACGGCGGCGACCGCGGCGGAUACGGCGAUCGCGGGGGAUUUAAAGGUGGUUACGGAGGGGGUAGCUCUGAUGGUGGCCGAGGCAACGAUGGAGACAUGCAGGUCCAGCAGGACACCAUCUUUGUGCAGCAUCUUCCCACCAACAUGAGAGAGGACGAACUCGCCGGACAUCUCACCAGCCACUUCGGAUCCAUCGGAAUCAUCAAGAUGGACAAGAAAACCCACAAACCCAAGAUUUGGAUCUACAAAGACAAGAUGUCUGGGGCGCCCAAAGGAGAGGCCACGGUUACGUAUGACGACGCUCACUCGGCACGGGCCGCUAUCGACUGGUUCAACGACAAAGAUUUCCUGGGACAGAAGAUCAAGGUGGAGCUGGCACAGAUGCGCCCCAGAAGCGGGCCGUUUGGGCGCGGCGGUGGCCGGGGUGGCGGCGGCGGCGGCGGUCGUGGCUUCGGAGGACCACGUGACUUCGGUGGAGGCCGAGGUGGACGUGAUGGCGGUCGAUCUAUGGAGCAGCGGGAGGGAGACUGGAGUUGCCCUAACCCGGAGUGUGGUAACACCAACUUCUCCUGGAGAACCUCCUGCAACCGCUGCCAGGCACCCAAGCCAGGGGGAGAUGAUGGCGGCCAUGGCGGCGGUGGGUUCCACGGCGGUCCUCGCGGUGGGUUCCGUGGACGUGGAGGAGACCGGGGAGGUUUCCGUGGUGGACGAGGGGGCGACCGUGGUGGCGGUGGAGGGUUCAGAGGCAGGGGGAAGAGAGAUGACAUGAGACAAGACCGUAGGGACCGCCCGUACUAGAGCUGUUCGAGACAAACACCGUUUACAGAGCCGACACUACCCGGCUUGUGGUUCAUUUCUUGUGUUUGUCUUUUGAUGCUGAUUCUGAUGUUCAGGCACCACCAUGCCAGUACGUAAAGGUGUCUGAAAACUCAAGCUAGGGGGUUCGUAUAAGGAAUAUUGUUACUGUAUACCAAGUUGUACUGUAGUAUCACCAAACGGGAGAAAUACCAGAUUUUUGUGUGUAAGUCCCAAACCUUUUGAAGAAAAUUUACAUUUUUUGUGAUGCCAGCGGUGAUAUUUUGGACUCGUACUGUAUUUAAGUAAGUUUCUCUGAGAGUGCAGGACCAAGUUGAUUUUUUAGGUGUAACUCUUGCAUUACAACAAGAACUUCCAUUUUACUAUCUUUUGGUCAUUAAAGUAUUACUUCAUUCCUGUCA